GUGUAACGCACGCACGGUGAGGCGCGUGCAUGCUCUCUGUGUUAUGUCAUUGGAAGUGUUGCACGUUCACUCACUCACCCAGCAGCAGUCGGUCAGUCAGCUGCAUCUGUUCAGAGGAGCUGCAGAGAUCCAGUAAGCAUGUUUGGAGCGGUAGUGGUUGGCAUUGGGAUUGCAGGUCGGGUGAGGAUUAGAGACAUGUUGACUCCACUGCCUGGCACUCCUGCAGAGAAACUCACUGUCAAAGGAUUCAUAUCCAGGAGAAGCCUGGGCACUCAGGAGGGGGUGGUCAGAUCUCAGCAGAGAGACUGUGAACAGAGAGACAUUCAUGUGGUUUUCAUCUGCACUGAGAAUGCGUUCCAUGAAGACAGCAUCAGAACUUUUCUACAGGCGGGGAAACAUGUCUGUGUCGAGUAUCCCAUGACCAUGAACUACAAGGCGGCUGUGGAGCUCUGGGAUUUAGCCCAGGAGAAAGGAGUGAUUCUCCAUGAAGAACACAUUGAGUUGCUGACAGAAGAAUAUAAAGCGCUGAAGAGAGAGGUAGAGCGGAAAAGCCUGCAGGAUGGUACUCUUCAUUUUACUGGUGGACCUCUGAAGCCCGGAUUCGGCUUCCCAUCAUUCACUGGCAUUGCUCGCCUCACCUGGCUGGUUGAGUUGUUCGGUGAGCUGUCAGCAACUGCAGCAACUAUGGAGGAGGACACCAGUAACAACUACAGCAAGAUGACUGCAAAGCUGCUAACAUCUGACAACAGUCCUCUAACGUGGAUCGAGGAGCGGGGGCCGGGACUCCCUCGAGCCAAGAACAUCAACUUUCACUUUGACUCCUGCAUUAUGACCCAGAUGCCUCCUGCAGCCAGGGGAACUGUGGGCAUCUUCAUGCAGGACAUGAUAAACUUCUCUGCCAAGCUGGCGGGCCAAGUGAGUCCUGAGGAAGUCCAGAGAGAGAAAAUCAGGAUCCUGCUCUGCUUGAAACUGGCAGAGAAUAUACAAGAACUUUGCCAAACUUGAUUGGGACUGCCCAGUUUUGCAAGUAGUAAAAAGUUGGUAUUAUUUAGUUACAUAUCAAACAUGGUCAUACUAAACAUCUUCAACCCAGCAGCACAAGAUCUAUACAAUAAGUACAGUUUCAAGAUCAGUGUCACCAAUUUAGUAUCUGACCAAAUGUGGUCACAGUUUCCACUCAUAUGAGUUCUGGUAUUGAAUGGCCAGAAAAGUGUUUUCUCUUUUAGAUAUUUUUAUGAAUUUCUGAGUAAUUGCCGAAAAAAAUCUGAUCAGUUGUCAUCGUUUCCAUUUGACUUUUUGGACGUACUGCUGUACUUUGUUAGAAUUGUGCCUUGAACCUUUUUACCACAGACACAUCACAGACCCGUCACAGUCGCAAAAUUAAAGUAUUACUGAAUGUGACUUUCACACUUCUGUCUGUAGGCACUGCAGUUAAUCCACAGAUCGGGGCUGUGGGUCAGCAGUGUUUAAUAGUGGGUGGAUGAAGGUUGAAGCGUCUUCUGAUUAACACAGACAGGUGGAUGAUUGAUGCCUACAUGCAGGUUCAGAUGAAAUUAAACUACUACUUCUCACUAGAGACAGAGGUCAACCUGAAGAGCUCUGCUGCUGGUGUAAUGUAACAUGCAGUAUAAAAUCCAUAACAAUAAAAUUACACAUGCA
Messenger RNA from Larimichthys crocea (large yellow croaker), 1659 nucleotides. RefSeq names its product biliverdin reductase A (gene blvra). NCBI's taxonomy places the organism in Eukaryota, Metazoa, Chordata, Actinopteri, Sciaenidae. The transcript has 7 exons. Gene Ontology annotation, molecular function: nucleotide binding; zinc ion binding; biliverdin reductase [NAD(P)H] activity. The record is from RefSeq and is a predicted model, not a curated record. Gene Ontology annotation, biological process: heme catabolic process. The coding region runs from base 139 to 1005 and encodes 288 amino acids.